Molecule: messenger RNA, 693 nt
Organism: Pochonia chlamydosporia 170
Lineage: Eukaryota; Fungi; Ascomycota; Sordariomycetes; Hypocreales; Clavicipitaceae
Exons: 2
Coding region: 1-693 (230 amino acids)
Source: RefSeq, a predicted model, not a curated record
AUGGAAGAUCAUUUCAGAUUGGUGAAGACAUGGAGGGGAUACGUCAUGGUAUCGAGUUGUCUCCUACCGCCUUCGAAUGCCGAAAAGUCGAGAAUAUAUCCGGACCAGGCCGUAACCAGCUCGGAUAUAGCCAACGCGACGGCUGCAGUGCAAGAAACAAAGCCAGAGAAUGGCCAACGGCCGCCCGUACCAGAUUAUUGGCACCACGAACGAUCGCAGGACUUGUCGCCAGCAAUGGACUUUCAAUAUGAUAUCAGUCCUCUUUAUACACCCAACUCGUCUCACUUGGCCGUUCCCAGCGAUUACUUCCUCCAAACCGACGACCCAAACGCGCCGCCGACGGUAGAAGACGAAACUGUUCGUUCACCCGAUUCGCUACAUGUUCCGGUACCUGCGUGGCUACAAAAUAGCCAAGAUUGGGAAUACACUUCUCGAAUAAGCUCUGAAGAACCGGCAUCGGGCAACAGUCCUGCAAUUUAUUCUACCGACACUUGCUCUGCGCCAGUGACGCCUUAUUAUAGCAGCGAGCAUCCUACCGGACAGGCUCGACUGGGGCCAAGUCCCGUACCUCCUGCUGACCAUCGCUUGAGCCUUCCUGACCCUCCGCGUCUUGAACUCCCUCCGAAACGAAAAAUGGCCAACGGUGAAAUGGACGGGGCGGAUGGAAUUGGGGUGGGAGAACUUGCUGCGUAG